GCGCUUGGAGCAGCUCGCCGCGAAGGUGGUGCGUCGUGGUGCGGGAGCUGAGAGCGAGAGAGAGAGAGAGAGUGAGUGCGUGAGAGAGAGAGAGAGAGAGAGAGAGAGUGUGCAGUAUCGGCAUCAGCGGAGCGGACGGCGGAGGCUGCGGAGAGGCGGAGAUGAUGCAGGGCGGCAGGGACGGCUACGGGGGCGGCGGGACACGAUCGCCACGCAGCGGCCGCCGGCUCGGAGAGCUGCCUACAGUGGACCGCAGUCCGUCGAGAGGUUACAGCGGCGGCGGCGGCGGCGGCGGAAGUUCCGGCUACGUCUCGGGCCGCGGAAGCCCGCUCGGCUCGCGCAGGCUGCGGGCCGGCACGCGCAGCGGCAACAGCUCGCCCGAGGGCCAGCUCUACUCGACUGGCGGCGGCGGAGUCUACGGCCACCACACGCCAGUCCAUCAGUCUCUCGUUGGCCUGGCCGGGAGCGGCGGCAUCGGCGGUGCUAGUCCGUACUACGCGAGCAGCUUGGGGGGCGCGCGCGACGUCGUGGACGAGCUCGGCAGCCCGGUGCUGCUGCUCGAGGAGCGCGGCCGCAGCAUGUCGCAGGGCGCGGGACAGCACCGAUCGCGCAGCGCCUCAAGGCCCGCCGGCAUGCCGGGCCCGCGCUACGCCAGCCUCGACCGCGCCUCGGUCGGCCUCCUCGACCACGAGCGCGAGUUCGUGCCCAUCCGCGAGCCGCUCUCUCGCUCUGCGGGCCGCUACCUCGAGGACGAGCUCUACGGGCCGCCGUUGCGGAGCGUCGCCCAGCGGCAGUCGCCCAACCCGCACAUGCUCCGCGACGGCGGCGGCUACAUCGGCGAGCUCCAGCACCAGAACAACGACCUGCAGCGCGAGCUCGGCAACCUCAAGAAGGAGCUCGAGCUGACCAACCAGAAGCUCGGCAGCUCCAUGCACAGCAUCAAGACCUUCUGGUCGCCGGAGCUCAAGAAGGAGCGGGCGCUGCGCAAGGAGGAGUCCACCAAGUACAGCCUCAUCAACGAGCAGCUCAAGCUGCUCAACAACGAGAACCAGAAGCAGAGCAUGAUGGUUCGACAACUGGAGGAGGAGUUGAGAUUGCGUAUGCGAGGUCCGAGCGUCGAAAUGCAGCAACAGAUGGAAGUCUUGUACAACGAGAACGAGCACUUGACUCGCGAAAUCGCAAUACUCCGAGACACGAUAAAGGAGCUCGAGCUACGGAUAGAGACGCAAAAGCAGACUCUGCAGGCGAGAGACGAGAGCAUCAAAAAGCUCCUGGAGAUGCUGCAGAACAAAGGCAUGGGAAAGGAAGAAGAGCGCAUCAUGUUCCAGCAGAUGCAGUCCAUGGCCCAGAAGCAGCUUACUGAGGAGGAGGUGGCGUUCGGAGAUCCCGGCAUUCUGGACGAGGAGGAGGAGGAGGAGGAUGAGGAGGAGGAGGAGGAGGAGGAGGAUGAGAUGUUCAGGGGCUUCAGGACUUACGAGCCCGGCGGCCCCGGCAGCGUCCCCAUACUCGGGCGAGGCAGCGUCGUCGUCGACGAUCUGGGCCUUGUCGCGUACCCGUCUUCGUGCUCGAUCGACCGGCUAGUAGCAGACGCGAGGCAGACCUAUCCUGGACAACAACCACGACUCUUUUCACAGCUCGACGAGUUGAGGACGGAGGUGCAGCGACGGGAUCAGGAGAUCCUCGCCAUGUCCGCCAAGAUGAAGACCCUCGAGGAGCAGCAUCAGGAUUACCAGCGACACAUCGCCGUGCUCAAAGAGUCGCUCUGCGCCAAGGAGGAGCACUACAACAUGCUCCAAGCCGACGUCGAGGAGAUGAGGCAGAGGCUCGAGGAGAAGAACCGGCUGAUCGAGAAGAAGACCCAGCAGGCCCUGCAGGCCCAGCAGGAGCGCAAUCGUUUCAACACCGAGCUGACGGAGCUCAAGGACCACAUGGACAUCAAGGACCGCAAGAUCAACGUGCUCCAGCGAAAGAUCGAAAACCUGGAAGACCUGCUGAAGGAGAAGGACAACCAGGUGGACAUGGCGAGGGCUCGGCUCACGGCGAUGCAGGCUCACCACUGCAGCAGCGAGGGCGCGCUCAGUAGUCUCGAAGAGGCGAUAGGCGACAAGGAGAAACAAAUGGCCCAGCUGAGGGAGCAGCGGGAUCGAGCCGAGCAGGAGAAACAGGAGGAGCGAGAGCUUCACGAGCGCGAAAUCGCCGAGUACAAGAUGAAGAUUCACACGCUCGAGUCCGAGGUAGAGAAGCUCAGCGCACGAGUGGAGCGAGCCCAAGCGGAGAAGGACCGUCUGGAAGCCAAGCUCGAGAGUUCCCAGUCCGAGCUGGGCAAGAGCAAGGCCGAGCUGGACAAGGCCGCUUCCGAGGUGGGCCGCAGCGGCGCAGACUGGGAGGCUGCCAAGCAGAGACUGACCCGACUGGAGCUCGAGAACGAGAGGCUCAGGCACGAGGUCGAGAGGUCCCAGUCGAGCUAUGGCCGCGCCAUCAACUCCACCCAGGAGAUGGACAGGAUCCAGGAACGCGCCGAGAAGUCCAACUCCGAGCUGAGGAGAGCUCAGGCCGAGCUGCGCGUCACUCAGGCCGACAACGAAAGGGCCCGAGCUGAGGUCGCUGCUCUUCAGGAGAAGGUCGAGAAGAGUCAGGGCGAGGUGUACCGGCUCAAGGCUCGUCUGGAGAACGCCCAGAGCGAGCAGGAGAGCCUGAGGGAAGAGUACGACCGCGCCCAGGCUUCCGUGGCUCGACUGCAUUCCGAGAGGGACAAGGCCGUGGGCGAGCUCGAGAAGGCCCAGGAGGAGCUUGAGAGAACUCAGGCGACCCUCGGCAAGGCCCAGCUGCAGCAGGACAAGCUCCAGAACAUGCUCGACAAGACACAGACCGAGGUCGACAAGCUGCAGGAGCGGCUUGAGAAGGCCCAGGCUGAGAUCAGGAGGAUGCAAAUGGAGAAGGAGAAGCAGAUCUACGACUCGGAGAACCUGCAGAGCCAGCUGGACAAGACGCACGGCCAGAUCAAUAGGAUGCAGAAAGAGCGGGAGACCAUACAGCUCGAGGUCGAUCGGCUUCAGGACAAGUACGAGAAAGCUCAGACCAUCAUGCAAAGACUGCAAAAGGAGAGAGACAGCUUCCACGAAGAGAUGGAGAAACUCCAGGAGAGGGUGGAGUUCCACCAGAGCCAGAUCGCCAAGUUGCAGAGGGAGAAGGAGAACGUGCUCUCGGAGCUGGAUCUCGUCAAAGAUCGUUGGGAAAAGGCACACAAUGCUCAGCAGAAACUGGCGCUCGAACGGGACGACGCGCUAACAGAAGUGGACAUUUUGAAGGACAAGCUGGAGAAGGCACAGUACACGUUGAGCAAGGCUCAGGAGGAGAAGGAGAAUGCAAGCAAGGAGUUCGACAAAAUACUGGAGAAGUAUGACAGAGCUCAGAGCGAGGUGUACAGACUGCAGAACAAGAUCGAGGUAAUGGAGGCCGACAAGGACCGCUUGGAGCUGGAAACUGAGAAACAACAGAUGCUUGCGAGCAAGAGUCGCGAAGAGGCGCGCAAGGCACAGGAAGAACUGGCUCGAGUCCAGGAGCUCUACGAGCGCGCAGCACUACAGCUGAGCCGCACGAAAGAGCACGAGGAAAAGUCGAAGGACGAACUGGACAGACUGACCGUCGACCUGGAUAUGGCACGCGAGCGCUUCGACAAGAGCCAGAUUGAGAUGCGCCGGCUGCAAAGCGAACGCGAAAAGCUGCUUGCGGACAACGAGAGGCUGAGCUUCGAGCUGGAACGUGCCCAGUCGCAGCUGGCUAAAGCUCAGGCGGCGACGGACAAGAGUCAGGAAGAGCUCGGUAGGAUGCAACUGGAGAUCGAGAAGAUGUACGAGAAGCACGACCGGCAGCAGGCAGAGGUACGCAAGGCACAGUCCGAAGCCGAGAGACUGAGGCAGGAAGCCGAGAAUGCCAGGGAGGAGGUAGAGCGCUAUGCCGCGAGGUUCGGCAAGCGCGAGGAGAGCUUGCGCAUGAAGGAGGAGCACGAGCGUCUGAAGUUGGAGUGCGAUCGUCUGCGGGACCGAUUAGAAAAGGCCACUGCCGAGCUGGAACGAUCGCGACGCACCGAGCGAGAAUUCGAGACUCGGUCGGAGAGCCGCAUGGGCAAGUACGCACUGGAACAGGAGGUCGAGCGGUUGCGCGAACGCUUGGAGAGUAGGGAGGCCGAACUCAAGCGCAGCCAGAACCAUGCCCAGGAGCUAGAGCAGCGCUAUCACGAGCUGCAGCUUCAGCUCGAGCGAACCCGAGAAGAGGCGGCCAAAAUGCAGCAAGCUCAAGAGAGGAACAAGCAGGAGCAGGAGCGAGCUCGCAUCGAGGCCGAGAAGCUCAAGGAUCGGUACGACAAGCUCAAAGCCAAGGCCGAUGCGCUGGAGGCUGAUAACGAGAAGCUCAGGGUAGAAAUCGUCAGGUUGGAGAGGCUCAUGCAGACCGAGGGCAAGACCAGAUCCGAGAGCGCGAGCAUAGAAGUAGAACGACUACGCGCCAGCCUAGAGAAGGCCAUCACGGCGCGCGACCAAGUCGAGCUCGAGGCAGGACAGCUGGCAAAGGAACUGGAGAAGAGCGCGCAACUGAUCAACCAGAAGCAGGAGGAGAUCAAUCAGAGCAAGAAGGAACACGAGCGUCUCCUGACCGAGGCAAACCUGCUAAAAGAGGAGCGCGAUGCCGUGAGAACGGAACUGCGCCGUUCCCAGCAGGUCCAGCAGGCCCAAGGAAACGAGGAGAUCGCGCGGCUACACCAAGAACUGCAGGUAGCCCAGCGCGAACGAGACAAGAUGGCCGCGAUCCUGGAGAACCGCGAAAAGCACGCGGAGAAGAUCGAGAAGGCCAAGGAGAAGCUCGAGAGCGAGACCAAGCAUCUGGAGAUGGAGAGGGACCAGCUAGUCAUUCAGCUGGAAAAGUCGCAGGACAUGCUGAUGAACUUCCAGCAGGAACUGAACGCCAGCGAGGCCGAGUGCAAGAAGCACACCGACGAGAUCCGACGAUUGCAAAUGAUGCAGCAGCAACGAGGCCAGCAGCAGAGCGCCGAAUCCAUGGUGGAGGUGCAGCGCUUGACACAGCAGGUCCAGACGUUGACGAAUCAGGUCGGUGCGUUGACGCAGAACCUGACGAAAGAGCGACAGAGGGCCGAGGCUGCGGAGAAGCGACUGCAAGAGGGACUGUCCCAGGGCCAACAGCCACAGAAUCAGCAGCAGCUGGAGCAGUGGCAGAGGCAGCUGGACAUGGAGAAGCAAAGGGCCGAGCAGGCAGAAAAGAAGGUUCAGACGGCGGAGAGGCAACUGCACGCGCAUCAACAACAAAUCCAGCAGAUGCAGCAACAGAUGCAGGCGCAAGCACAAGGACAACAGGGCCAGGCAGGAGCGAACGCCGCGGAGGCCCAGAGACUGAGACAAGAGUUGCAAAAGGCGAAGGAAGAGGUUCAGCAAGCUGUAGUGGAACGAGAGAGAUUCCAGGCGCAAAUCGAAAUGCUCUGCCAGGAGCUGCAACAAAGCCAGUUCGCACUGCACGAGGCGAACAACAAGCUGCAGUCCAGUCAAGCGAAGAUGGGCGUGGAUGCUAAUCAAGGCAGGCAGAUAGAGGAGCAGAGAAGACAAGUUGAGCAACAGAGACAGCAGGUUGAGGAGAAAGCGAAGAACGUUGACGCUAAAGCGAGAGCUAUUGACGAAAAGGAGAGGAUGCUUCAGAACCUCGACCAAGAACUUAAGAAACGAAAGGCGAAAAUGGACCAGUUGGAGCAGCAACUCCAAAAGAGCGGAGGAUCGCCAGACAAAAGACUGGCCGAAUUACAAAAGACACUGGAGGGCGCUGAGAGGGAACUUGAGAAGGCGAGGGAGGAGGCCAAGAAAAGUACCCAUGAGACGGAGAGAUUAUUACAACUCGUGCAGAUGUCUCAGGAGGAGCAAAAUUCUAAAGAAAAGCAAAUACGAGAUCUUCAAGAAGCACUCAAAGCCGCACAAGCAAAACUAAAAGCUACAGCAGCACAGCAACAAGAGGCGGGACCCGCCGGUUUCUUAAAAAGCUUCUUUUAAGUUCGCCCUUGUCGGAGGCAACUUCUACUUUCUUUUAUUAGUACAAUUUACAAGUUUUUAAAUUUGAGAGCAUUGAGUGUGGCCAAAUACAGACAAGAGCAGAGCUCAAAAGUCAAAUAUAAAAAGACUAUGUAAGACUAAAAGUAAAUAAGAUAUAUUCGUCGGAUACAACGGAUUAGCUAUUCAGCUGAAAAGUUUAUGAUACAUGUAAUCUAUAAUCAGCGAAGGCUAUGGACCACUUUGUUGAGGUAGAUAGACAAAAAAUAAGUUGGCGAGACAGCGGAGAUUAAAAAAACUUGUUGAAUAAUGUUGACAAAUACGUAAAUAGUUGGAAACUAAAAUUGGACAUUUGAAUAGAGCUGAAGGAAGAGGGUACAGAAAAAAGAACAACAAAAAAUACUGUUAUUCUUGUGCUUUAGAUUCUCAAUUCACGAUUCACCCUUAUCUCAGUUAUUCAUCAAUUAUCAUUUGUACAUACGCGCAUACAAAUUCUUUAAGAUGAAUUGAACGUCGGUAAGAUGUUAAUAUAUACGGCUGCAUAGAUAUUAUGAGACAUGACUAAACUGUGUAAAGUUCUUUGACGAAAGGCGUUCAAGAGAGCUGACCAAGACGAAGUGUGGAAAGACACGAUGGGCCUGUUAGAUCAAUUAAAGAAAUUAGUAAACCAUUAGAUAUCGGACGCAAUGAAAGGAUGCAAUAAUGAGCAAAAAUAUGUGUAGAUUGACAUUGUAUCCUUUUCCCGCUGAAUGUUGAAAAUACAGAGAAAAAAUGUAUAGAUAUAGUAGCUAAAAAGAAACGUAUGGAACGAUAGACAGCUGAUAAAGUCAGAUGCAACUAUGAUCCUGAAUAGCAUUAGUUUUAUUUUAAAUUAGAAGAUCGUGUUCAGUAAUUUUGAAGGAUGAAUGAUAAAAAUAGUUACUAAACGAAUUAUUAACGAUAUAAUCACAGCGGUCGUCAUUGGCGUAGACAAACACAAGUAAUGACUAUAACGCUAAAAGCAUUGUUCAUCAAAUUCGAGUAUUUUCGAAUGGUAUUUAUUGGCACAAAUUAUGUUCCGGAACAUUUUGCAAAACUGUGGUAUAGAAGAUGACAAGCUUGAGCUUGACUACACAAAUGUGCAACACAGACCAGAUAUAAUACAAUUGGUGACGCGGAGUUAAGAUAAACGAAUGGUGAACAAUUUUGCUUCUGAAGUUGCUGGGCGGUAAUUUCGAGUUUCAUAUUCUCGUCAUUGUUCCAAUAUUUGGAACGCUCUGAAUAUGAGAAUUACGAGAUGUACUAGAUAAAACUAGAAUUUCAUGGAUAGAAUGUAAUUAUUUGCCAAUUAGCAGUUGAAUCAACAGAGAAUGGAUCUACUGACAGUAAUGUAUCAAGUAUCAAGAGACUUCUGACAACAGAGCAGAGACCACAAAUCGUUACCACAAAUUCGAAUAUUGUUAUGUUGCAAUCAUGUUUUUUUUUGUAAUAUAUUCUGUGAUUUUAGAAAAGCUAGGGUAUUUUUAGGAAAUAGUGACUUGAUCAAACUGUAAGCCUCACGUAUAUUCUAUGGGUCUCGUCUUAAAUCAUCGGUAUUAAAUAGCGCAAGACACGACACAUUUUAUUGACUAGGGAGACGUACUAAUGUGCUACACUUUGACGAUAUUGCUCUUUUACUCUAUCAUGUUCUUCUUACGUAUUGAUAAGGUGCGAUCGUUGAUGCACCAUCAUUAAAUAUAUAUAAUAUAAAUACACUUAAAAAACAAAAGGCUGAUACACUUUUUUCAAGUUCAAUUAAACGAAAGCCGCAUCUUAAUAAUGCAAUAAAUCUGAUGAACCAAAUUAAUAAUCUUAUGCAUUGUAUGUAAGAUCAAACACAUGAAAUUUUGAAUCCGCUGUCUCAGUAUUCACAUCUGUAAGAUACUGCAAACACAAAACCUGAUUUUAUAAGUUCUUAAAACACAUGCCGUAAGAUAUGAAGUAAUAGGUUUGCUUAUUUUGCAUAUUCUUAUAAAUGCACGAUUCACUCGAGCUUAGUGAAACGUUAAUCAGAUUUAUAAUAAAAGUGGCGUAACACUAAAUCUAAUCUCAAGUCAUACUGCUCAGACGACAAUUUUUUCUCACAUCGAACGAACGUAUAUACAUUAUACUCGGCUUAAAAAAACACUGCAACUUUUUAUUACGUGGUCCAAAAGUAAAGACAAAACAUAAAGAGAAUUUAAAGGGAUAAUAAAAACAGGAUAAAAAUAUUCAGAUAUAGAUAAACAAAGUGUAUUAUGCAAUGUACGAUUAGGUGAUCAUCUACAUAUAUAAGUAAAAGUACUAAGGAGUGAUACCGUAAGGAGGUCAUACCUAUCGCAAAAAUAAGUCUAGUCAUAUAGACACACGGGCACAGAGAGAAACUGUCUCGUAAAUAUUACUGAACUUUUAUUUUGGAGCGAGGGCACUGCCGAAUUACGAUGCCAAUAAAUUUUUAUUGUGUUUCAUCACGAGUCGUUAAUUUUGACGUCGUUUGAAGUUUUAUUCCACAGUGCGUCAGAAAUAGAUGUUUUACGGACUAUUGACACAAAUGAAUGUCUUCGCAAAUCUAAUGAUUUUUUGCCACUAUCAUUUUGAAUUGGGGUACCGAGUAAUAAUUGGCAGACUUUUUCUCUCUGUGCAGGACAAAGGAAAGGAAUCCGCACACGCGCGUUCCGGCUUACUAUUAAUAUAUUUUUUUUAACUAAACAAAUUUUCAUAUGAUAACCAAACAUAAGCCACACAUAAUCACAUAUUUUACACUUACGACAACACAUCCGCCAUAUCAAAUACCCAAAAUGCCUGCUUUUCUUAUAACACAAAAAAAAAUACGAUAUAUAAUAAAUUAUAGUAUGAAAAAAAAAACUUUUACGAAUAUCCAAUAAGUAUCUAAACGAAAAUUACAAUUAUACUGAUAGCAUUGUAUGAUAUGCAACAGCGCAUCAAUGAUUCGUGCACAAAACUUAAUGUUAAAACGAAUGAUGAAAAAUUACAAUGACGUCAAAACGGUAUCGAUCUGCGCGCGUUUGUAUUCGGGGGUGAAAAAAUACCAGCAGCUUAUUUCCUGUACUUUUAGUGAGAGCACAAUUUAACAAUCCAGUAUUUAGAUUAAUCUUUUUUUUCGCGAACAAAUCGUUUAGAUCGAAAAGUUGAUAUGUAAACACACAAGAGUGAUUCAAUGUAUAAUCAUUUGCAAAAGAAAAUCAGCUGCAAUCAGCGACAUACAAAUCAGACUAUUUAGUCUAAAGAUUUUCUAUCGAAAGAAUAGAAAUACAAACUCCUUUAUCUUUUUGAUGAUUUUUCCAUUUGGUGAUGAAUUCAACACACCUAUAUACGAUGAUAUUUAGUUUAAAUCAAUUACAAUGAAAUGAAACAGAGCUAUGCGAGCUAUAGAAUAAUAAUUGGAUACGACUAUGCUUUUGCAUAGAGAUGAAAGAAAAGUCGUGUAUUUUUUUGAAAUUUCUGAUCUCGGGUCCAAAUGUCGUCAUUGUACAGUUCAAAUAUGCUAUAUAUAAAUAUGUACACAGCUACACUCACGUGCACAAACAUAUACUCACGCAUUCAUACACCGAAAGAACACCUACAGACAUAGAGACAGACAUUAUAUACGAUGUAUAGUCGAAGGUAUGAACAAACAAAAUGUAUUAGGGCGCGUUAAUUAAGCAAUAUAUAUGUGUGAUUGAUGCAGAAUCUGUGCAUACCAAGUGUUUUAUUGGCGCGAAACGCGGAAUGGUUACUAAAACGUAUUCAAUGGUAUAGGCGAUGACAGUUUUAUCAAGUCCUGGGGCGGUGCACGUUUUGCGGUGAAUAUUUGUUCAAUUACAUUGAUUAAUGGUAUAUUAUAUAUGAUAAAAAGCGUAACGAUAUAAAACAAAGCUACGAGUAAGUUAUUGUAAUUGAGAGUGUUGUCGAAAGCUCACAAAAGUAAAUGCAAAACGAUUAUUGCAGUGUACUCGGUACAGAGGAGAGGGUGAUGCCGACUUGUUCUCACGAUGACAAUAAUGACCGUUCGUUCGUUCAUUUUUUUCGCGAGUUUAGUGUGUCUGUGUGUGUGUGUGUGUGUGUGUGAGUCACACAGCGCGUGGAAUUCGAGAUGACUAUGUAUUGUUAUUCAAUGAAAAUGCAUAAGUUUUUGCGUCAUUCGCGAGAGAAAUGUAUCUACACUCUCCAACGGUUAUGCUAAAUAUAUGAUUGAAAAUAAAAACACGCCCGCGAGUUUAUUGUAAAUAUGACUUCAGCCUCUAUAACGUAACGUUAUUAACGUAUGAGAGACGAGCAACGGAAAUAAAUGAGUUUUAGCGCAAGAAGCAAUGAUUGUCGGGAAUAUAAAAAUAAAGGCGUUUUUCUUUUUUGUCAUAAUUACGUGUACAAAUGUACGAGAGAACAAAGUGCGUAUGUAAUGGGCGGUACUUUGCAAGCUUUUGCAUUAGAUUUUUAUUUCGACACCGGAGAAAGAGAUAUGUUGUAGCACACGUGUGGGAAAUAGGCGCGAUUAGCAAGCCCAAGCGAGAUCUAAACAAGUCCAAGCAGAGUAGCUAUAGAUAACAAUAAGUAUAGAUAUACAUAAAACAAAUUAUAAAUAUAGCGUAUAAAUAUUGUAAGUAAAUGUUGAAGUUAUAACGACUACUUCCUUGAUCUCCUCUAUAGAUCACGUUUAUUUCCGACAAAGAGCAGCUGCUGAUGAUGAUAUAAAAAAAAAUAUAUAUAUAUAUAAAUAAAUAAACGCAUGCGGGCACGCGCGCGAGUGCUGCCUGAAUGAGAGCGAGAUGAAAAAAAUGCGAAUAUCUAUAUAGUUUUCUGUUUUCCAUAUAUAUGAGAUAUCGUUGAAUAUGAAACUGCGAAGACUUUAAAAAUUUUAACGAGGCGAGCCUAAGCGCAAAUACCCGAUUUUGACGUAACAUGUAAAUAUACCAAAGAGAAAACCGAAUGCGGUGGAAUAUCUGAGUGUUUUUCAGUUAUGGAAAUAUUGAGCGAGGUGCAUAAGAGAAAAGAGAAGCUGCAUAGUAGAUGACACGGUUUUGCGUGAGCGCGCGAGUUGUGCAUAUAAGAAACACUAUUAAUGAUUAUAUACAUAUAUACAUAUUUAAUGUCACCGUCAUAUCAAGCCUAUAUCAACGUGUUACGUCGUGAUAAUCUUAAGAAGUUAAUUAUAAAUAUAUCGUUAUCGAACUAUAAAAUUGUUGAAUGAGUAUAAGCGUUUUUGUUGUCGUUUGUCACUCUCGUUUGCAGCAGCCGGUAGAGUCAUAAAAACCAGAAAGCAAAAAAAAAAAAAAAAAUUAAGAAAAAAUCGUAUAAGCAUAUAGGGUUUUGAUGCAUUUCGUCUUGCAACUCGAUCUUCCCUCUUUCCGUCGUCGGUUCUCCUAUCGAUAUUUUGCUUUCAAAUUAUCCUUGCAUUUCGCCACGAAUGACAUGAACGACGCGUUGUUUUAUCAUCGCUAAAGGAAUUGUAUACCGGAGAUGUCUCGUACGUGUAUAGCCUAAAGACUUGCAAAUUUCGAGGAGAAGAUCGACUCGACAAGGUCAAAUGCGCGACUUACUCAGCUGUCGGGGAAUUGCGUCUGACGAUGAUGAUGAUGAUAGCGAAGCUGAACGUUUACGUAGGGAAAACAAAAAAUUUUGUGAAUAUGCGAAAGAAUCUCGAGAGUGAGUGAGGCGAGAUUUUCAUUGAAUUUCUUGUUGACUCGUAAUAACAAUUAUUAUUAAAAAUUAUCAUGAUAAUAAUAAUAUAUUAUAUUAAUGAUAACGUUAAUAAUGAAAACAAUAAUAACAUAAUGAUAUAUUAAAAGUAAUAAGAAAAAAAUAUAUUAAUAUUACUAAUUACAAUAAUAUGAAUGAAUUAAUAUAUUAAUAUAAUGAAAAUAUAAACAGAUGUAGAGUCAAAAAUUUGUCUUCGGAUCGUGUCGUAGAGGCGAAAAUUCAUUUGAAUCAAUGUGUAUAUCAUUGAGCGAAAGACAGAGCGAGAGAUACGGAGGUGGCAAAAAUACUGCGAACAUUUUUGCAUACUUUAUAUACGUCCGUUAUAAUUCUUCAGCCGUUACCUCUUAUAUACGAUUGCACCUUUAUCUCGCCGAGAGUCCCAUUUAGGUAGAGACGAAGCAAAAGAGAGAAAGAGAAAACUGGCAGUAGGUACACAAAAUAGUUUCUCAUUAUCGUUAUACCUCUACAUCAUUAUUAUAUGACUAUACUUUAUUUUUUAUUAUUCCAACGUCGAGAAAUAGAGAGAAAGUUUUAAUGUUACAUGUUAUAUCAAAAUCUGCGUUGAUGAUUCUGUAAAAGAUUGUAAAUACGCCCGAAACAACGUAUUCCCAUAUAUAUUGAUCUUUUUGAUGACUGCACCGCUCUAUACAACAAAAUACAUUAUACUGCUAAAUAAAGUCCACGUUUCAUUCCAUGCACGUUGUUAAUUUCAACAAAUUCGACAUUCUAUACUCCUCUCACAUUAAACGAUAUAAAUAACUAUUAUUUCUAUAAUUUUUUUUUCAUGAUUUUCGGCACAGAUAUACUCUAUCUAUACUCGUAUCUACUCCAAAUCUGUAAAGUCAACUCGAAAAGCGCGCGAAUGACGCUCUUUAUUGUAAAAUAGUACAAAGAAAAUAAGUAGCGUGAAAAAGAACGUUGAGAAUGAGUUACAAUUAUACGUAGUUUACCAUUAUUAUAGACUAUUACCACUACUACUUGCUCGUUUCAGUUUUUGUAUAAACGAAAAGAAGAAAAAAUACACAACAAUUAUAUCGCUUCGUUGAACAGAUAUACACACACACCGGCUCCAUAAUUUAGAUUUUUUAUACAACGUCCUCUUUUAGAUAAUGUCGGUCACGAUCACUCUCCGCAUUGUUGCAAUGAAAACCUCGAGGUGUUUUUAACGGAGUCGUGACCGGAUUAUCUCGACAACUCUAAUACGUUCGCAUUGCGUCAUUCCCCGAAUAACUACUAUGGACUGCUUUAAUUUGUACAUUUAUUCUUAUCUCGUCGAUGAGACUCGAGCGCGAGUGUUAUAUAUACAUUCGGGAGCCGAAUGAGAGGAAAAUUUUUGUAACUUCGAUCCACGUUACAUUCGGUACUCUAUCUCUCUCUAUUCCAUUUUUCAUAAUUCCCUCUCUAUACAUAAUAUAUUAUGUGUAUAUAAGUAUCUUAAUAACACGAUUGUCACGAUAACAAAGAUUAGUGUACACAUAAGUUCAGAAAACGACACAUCACACACGUACUACUCACACAGGCAUUAAUGUACAUAUAUUCAGAGACUAAAAUCGAGUAUAAAAAGCACUACCUAUCGACUAAAUGACGCUAGACUUAUAUACAUAUAAAAAAUAAUGAUGAUGAUGGUCACGAUGAGAUUAUUGUAUAGUUGAUGGCUAACGCGUGUACCAUCUCUGAGAGGAAUAUACAUAUAAAUAAAUGACACGCGGUGUGUAUCUCCAACGCCUACUCUAUACUUCAAAUGCAAUUAAUGAUAUUCAGAUAAACUGUGCGUGCAGCGAUGUGUUAUCGUGAGAAAAAUGAAAAAGAAAUCUACACUUGACUCAUUUAGGCUUAAAUUGUAGUCUGUAAGCGUAUACGGAGUAUUCAAGCUAACGAAACAAAAAAAUUACCGAACAAAAGAGUGAAAAAAAAAUAUUAAGAAAAAAAAAUUUGUUGUUGCAACUGCCAUGCUGUGUGCCAUUAUAUACUUACGCGAGUCACGAUUGUUGUAUAAGGAAAAAAAAGUAUUACCUACAACAACAAAAUAAAACUAUUUACUGCUACUCAUCUCGUCUCUCUGUGAACUUGUGCACUUUAAGAAAUUAAUGCGAAGAAUUUAAACUUAUUGAACGUGAAUUCACGAGAUACGUCAAUUUGCGUCGAUCGUCAUAUCCUGUUGAGCUGAUGAUAUAUCGUUAAAUUGAAAAAAAAAUAUAUAUAUAUAAAAAAUACAAACACAAAUGGUUGUCCUUCGAUUUCGCGAUGCUACUUGUAACUGCAGUUAUUUUCUGUGUAUAGAUUACACGGAUGGUUCGAGAGUUUCAUUGCGUAUUCGAUAUUAUUUAUUUUGAUGCGCUCUAUAUUAUAAAAAAAAAAAUUAAAAAUUAAAAACUGGCGUGCGAUUGCAGUUGAGUGAAUGAUUAUGAAGAAGUAUCGCAUUCAAAUUAUACGGAACAAAGCUUGGAAAGCCAGACACCCACCCACACACACACACACACACACAUACACUUACACACAAACGUUUACACGUGCACGAUUUGUAGAUUUUCUUUACAUCCCAAAUUAACGAAGAGAUGUAUAAAUUUCAUUGAGACAAUAAGUAUAUUGGAAUUAUUAUCGGAAAAUCUGAUAAAAAAACGAAGAAAAUAAUUAUCGAUCGUAAGAAAGAUUAAAGAUUCGAUAUAGUCGCACGUGUAAACGUGUAUAUAUAUACAUACCCAUCGUGCUUAUCCAACGAUUGUAACGUUUUUUUUUUAAUAUCUGAACGUCGUUCCCUGAACAGCUCAGGUUCAUAAAGAGAAAAAAAAAGAGAAAAAAAGGAAGAUUAUGCAUUAUUCGUAUUUAAAAUAUAGUUGGCAAAACUACGGAGCACUUGUGUAUUGAUAUGUGUAUAAUUAACAAGGGAAAAAAAACAACUAAAAAAUCGUUGAUUAAUCAUUAUAGAUUUCAAGCACAACAAAGAUUAGUAGGGCCAGGCACAAUAAAAUUCGGCCAAUACGUUGUAGACAGCGAUCUUUUAGAGCGGCAAGUCAUAUAAGUCUAACUAUAGGUAAUGAUGAUAUUAAAUAAAUGCAUAUUGUCUAUUGUCA
This is a messenger RNA of Nasonia vitripennis (jewel wasp), 14809 nucleotides long. It is a transcript of the gene brp, whose product is annotated as trichohyalin. Gene Ontology annotation, molecular function: structural constituent of presynaptic active zone. The coding region runs from base 162 to 6047 and encodes 1961 amino acids. The record is from RefSeq and is a predicted model, not a curated record. Gene Ontology annotation, cellular component: cytoskeleton of presynaptic active zone. Gene Ontology annotation, biological process: regulation of synaptic plasticity; neuromuscular synaptic transmission; maintenance of presynaptic active zone structure. Lineage: Eukaryota; Metazoa; Arthropoda; Insecta; Hymenoptera; Pteromalidae. The transcript is spliced from 21 exons.